Messenger RNA from Thermothelomyces thermophilus ATCC 42464, 1179 nucleotides. RefSeq lists its product as uncharacterized. The record is from RefSeq and is a predicted model, not a curated record. NCBI's taxonomy places the organism in Eukaryota, Fungi, Ascomycota, Sordariomycetes, Sordariales, Chaetomiaceae. The coding region runs from base 177 to 647 and encodes 156 amino acids. The transcript is spliced from 3 exons.
CUUGAUUUCGCCAGUAUCUUGGCUAUUUCGUUCUUAACCACUCCCUCCUUUGCCGUCUUUUCCACAUCCAACUUGAUCUCCGUUCGUUUGUCGCGACUUCGACUGCAGUCACUCUUUCGUUCAUUCAUUCAUUCUUUUUCUUUUCCCCUGUUGUCCGCCGCGGUCCAAAGCAAAAGAUGCGUGUUUUGCCCCUUUUCGCCCUCGCGGCGCCGCUCGUUUCGGCCAUCCAAUUUCUCGAGCCCGUCGCGAACUCCACCUUGAUAAAGGGGGAGACGUACCGGGUGACCUGGAGCAGCGUCGACACCGAUCCGACCAAGUUCAGCAUCUAUCUGGUCAACUUUGUGGACUGGCCCCCGUUCUACAUCCAGGUGGCGUCCGACGUGCCGACGACUGCGGGCGAGCACGAGGUGACCGUUCCUUGUGAUGUGAACACCUCGUGGGGUUUUCAAUUCAACGCCAUCAACGGUACCAAUGUCUACGUAAUCUACGCUCAGACUCCAAGGUUCUUCGUCCGUGACUCGGAUGGCGACUGCAUAGAUGCCGGCCCCGUUCCUCCGCCGGGGGACCCGAGCCCGACCUGCAAGCCCGUGACUGUGACGGAGACCGUCACUAGCACCGUAUACUCGACCGUGUAUCCCGACGCAUGAGAGGCCCAGGGCUGAGCGCAUGCUUGCGAGGUGUAUGCGACAGAGAGCGAGAGAGACCCGAGGGCACGCGGUGUCAAGGGAAAGAAGAGGAGCGGGUUGCGGGCUAUGAAGAAGGGACAUAACAAUGGCAGCUUGUCUCGAGCGCCCAAAACCGCCUUCUGUCCGCCAAUUCGUACAUACAUGAUUGCCCCAGUUUGCUCCGUUUCCCCAUAUUUGCCUUCAGUGCAGGGGGUGGGUGAACGCGGAUCGGGUUACCCUGCUAUCCCCUUGCUUGCUACGCUCAGCCUUGGCUUGGUUGCAGCUCGCGUGGGCCCGGCGGAUUGCAGCAAUGCCAGUGUCAAUCUAUGGGGUUGCUGCGUCAUAACCCUUUUGAGCACCACUUAAGCCUACUGUGUAUAAUUACAUGCAGUGAGAGUCGCCGGUUCCGAGAGUGCCCACCGGUUGCCCCGGUAAGGAUUGCUGUAAUCAACCUUCCACCUGCCCCUGAAGGGUCUUGACUCGCCGACCACUACACCACAGCCAGUCUUGUGGC